Branchiostoma floridae (Florida lancelet) is the source of this 1866-nucleotide messenger RNA. RefSeq names its product 3-oxoacyl-[acyl-carrier-protein] synthase, mitochondrial-like. The record is from RefSeq and is a predicted model, not a curated record. NCBI's taxonomy places the organism in Eukaryota, Metazoa, Chordata, Leptocardii, Amphioxiformes, Branchiostomatidae. Gene Ontology annotation, biological process: fatty acid biosynthetic process. The transcript has a single exon. Bases 56 to 1453 code for a protein of 465 amino acids. Gene Ontology annotation, molecular function: 3-oxoacyl-[acyl-carrier-protein] synthase activity.
AUGAUGUAUUAGAGGAACUACUUAUCUCUGGUACGCUUUAAACAUCUGAACAGUUAUGGCUACAUUUCGCAGUAGAAUGCCUCUUUUUGCCGUGUCCAAAGCCUUCGUUUCAACGUUGGGGAGGGCGGCGAAGACUUUCCGACCUUUCUCCACUUCCAGGAAUCUUUCUUCCCCCGAAAGCAAGAGAGUUGUUGUGACGGGACUCGGACUAGUGACUCCGCUUGGAGCGGGAACUAAAACCACGUGGUCCAGAUUGUUGAACGGAGAGUGCGGAAUCACGGCCGUGCAGGGCCCUGGGUAUGAAAAGAUCCCGUGUCAAGUUGCCGCUCACGUUCCCAGGGGAGCAGAGGAAGGCCAGUUCGACGCGGACAAGUUUGUCUCAGCCGCUGACAAACGUGCCAUGACAGACGGAAUGAUUUUCGCUCUCGCGGCUGCCGACGAGGCACUGCAGGACGCGAAAUGGAAGCCAGAAACUGAAGAAGACAGCAACAUGACAGGUGUUGCCAUUGGGACAGGUAUGGUCAGUUUACAGGACAUUGUUGACACCGGUGUCACCCUUCGAGAAAGGGGCUACAAUAGAGUUAGUCCAUACUUUGUCCCGAGAAUCCUUGUUAACCUAGCAGCAGGGCAUGUCAGCAUGAGGUACAACCUGAAAGGACCAAACCAUGCCGUGUCUACCGCGUGCACUACGGGACUUCACGCCAUAGGAGACGCAUACAGGUUUAUCAAGUUUGGAGAUGCUGAUGUGAUGGUGGCCGGUGGUACAGAGGCAAGCAUUAACCCACUGGCAUUUGCUGGAUUUAGCAGGGCAAGGGCUUUGACAACAAAGUUCAACGACGACCCACAGACAGCGUCUAGACCAUUCCAUCCUGAUAGAGACGGUUUCGUGAUGGGCGAGGGAGCUGGUGUUGUUGUUCUGGAGGAAUAUGGCCAUGCCAAGAGGAGAGGUGCGACCAUGUAUGCUGAAGUUGUAGGUUAUGGUCUGUCGGGUGAUGCGAGUCACAUGACAGCACCUUCCGAGACUGGAGAUGGCGCCAUGAGAUGCAUGAAGAGAGCUAUGCAAUGUGCCGGAGUCACCCCCUCUGAAGUGACAUACAUCAAUGCUCACGCUACGUCCACACCUCUUGGAGACACUGUUGAAAACACUGCAAUCAAAACAAUAUUCAACAGCUGUACAUCUUCCUUGGCAGUUUCUUCAACAAAGGGGGCAGUUGGUCACCUGUUAGGUGCUGCAGGGGCAGUGGAAGCCAUUUUCACUGUUCUGGCCUGCGCAGAUGGUAUGCUACCACCAACACUGAACUUGACCAGGGUUGACAAAGAAUUUGACCUGAACUAUGUCCCCUGUAAGGCGCAAGAGUGGAAAGUGAAGGAUGGGAGGAAAAGGGUUGCGUUGACAAACUCUUUUGGCUUUGGUGGGACAAAUGCAUCUCUAUGUAUAAGUAGCAUCAAUUAAUAGCUGAGCUUGUCUAGCUAGAGAUCUACAGAAAUACAUGUACUCAGAACAAUAUUUGGUCAGCCAAAAGGACAUGCACACUUUGACAGUUUAUGUUUGCAUAUGGAUAUGGAAAGGACUGAGGUGUAACCUGUUGUCUGACCUAAUGACUUUCUGUACAUUUCAAACAAUAGACCAGUUCUGACUGUCAAUCACCAAUGAUAGUAUGGCAGUCUGUCUUUUGACCAAUGAGAAAAAGGCUGCUAGGGCUGAGUGUUACUAAUCAUAUUUCUAAAAGUGUAGUAGAUGACACUAUGCCCUCAAAUACCAUUUUUGUAACUCGGCCUUACUUGUGCAAUUAAAUAAAUGAUGGCAAAGAAGCUUGUUAUGUGCCAAUGUAUGGAAAUAAAUAUGUACUUCAGCUUUCAACCUUU